Odocoileus virginianus texanus is the source of this 1959-nucleotide messenger RNA. NCBI's taxonomy places the organism in Eukaryota, Metazoa, Chordata, Mammalia, Artiodactyla, Cervidae. The record is from RefSeq and is a predicted model, not a curated record.
AGAUGGACUUGCUACCACUUCCCUCUUCAUGAAUUUUCGUUCUGCAUGCUUGCAUAUCCUUCUGGCUUUAUAGUCACAUUUGAAAACUUGACCAUCUUUUUGGGCACAGUUCAAUGGCUGAAGAGAUGCUUCACUCCAAUAAAAAGAAAAUGAAAACUUUUCAAGAGCAUUCAUAGGCUUUGAGCCAAGCAGAGAGCACUUCGUUCCUGAGAUCUGCUAGUUGUUCCAUGAGGAAGUGACAACCAGGACGUCAGUACCAUGGAUGUGGUAGGCGAAAACGAGGCCCUCCAGCAGUUCUUUGAAGCUCAAGGUGCCAAUGGCAGUCUGGGGAACCCCGCCCUGGAUACAAGUCUACUGGAGGAGUUCUUGGGCAAUGAUUUCGAUUUGGGAGCCUUGCAAGGCCAGCUCCCAGACACCCCGCCCUACUCCGCAUCAGAUUCCUGCUCUCCUCCACAGGACAAAGGUGCGUGCUGUCCGACCCUGACACCAGCUGCCCUCCUCCCUUCGGCAAAUGCACCUGGGAUCCUGCCUGCACACCAGUCUCACACCUCGUCUGAAAUGAGCAACUCCGGCCAUCCCCACAGCGCCUUUCACAGCUGCUACCCAGACGCCAGUCACCUUGUGAGCCCCCUGGACCAGUCUGGGGGAAUUGGUUGUUCUUACCAUCAGCAGCCUCUGUGCCACAGUCCUGGAGUCUCAUUGCCUCCAACCAAGAAGAGAAAGUGCACGCAGGUGCUGGAGGACUCCGGGGACUGUCACGUGUGGACCCACCGCUCCAGACCCAUGACAGGUAGGAGUCACAGCAUCGAAGUGCAAGACCUUGACAGUGAGAGACAGAACAUGAUUCUUGCGGACCAGCCUUCUCCUGCUUUGAAGUGGCAGCCAUACCGAAGUGUUCCUUGGCAUAGCUUAUUAAACAGUCAAUAUGAAAAACUACCCAAUGUAGGCUAUCGAGUUGUCACAGACAAAGGAUUUAAUUUUUCGCCAGCAGAUGAAGCUUUUGUUUGCCAAAAGAAGAACCAUUUUCAGAUCACCAUCCAUAUUCAAGUUUGGGGAAGUCCAAAAUUUGUCAAAACCCAAAUGGGUCUAAAGCCAAUAGAAAUGUUUUACUUGAAAGCCUUUGGGGUUAAGGUAGAAGCCACCAAUCAAAUAAUUGCUAUUGAACAGUCCCAAGCAGACAGAAGCAAAAAGAUUUUCAAUCCUGUUAAGUAAGAACUUCUUUUCUGAAAUCUCUUGUGAACAUCUUUUGGGAAGAAAAUCUAUUGCCAAAUUUACUUUAUUUUAAAAGAAUUCCACGAUACAGACUAAACUAGUAAUAAUGUGAGGAGAAAGGGACAAGAGAGGAUGAGACGAUACUUCAUGUUGGUGGUUGGACUGUAUGCUGCUAACCAAGACCAGUUCUACCUGUUGUCUGCCCACAUCUCUGAACGGAUCAUUGUAAGGGCCUCCAACCCUGGGCAAUUUGAAAAUGACAUUGAUGCAUUAUGGCAGCGAGGACAAGUUCCAGAGUCUAUCGUUUGUCACGGGCGAGUGGGCAUAAACACAGAUGCACCGGACGAAGCCCUGGUUGUCUGUGGCAACAUGAAAGUGAUGGGGUCGAUUAUGCAUCCCUCUGACAGCCGGGCAAAGCAGAAUGUCCAGGAGGUUGACACAAACGAACAGCUGAGAAGAAUAGCCCAAAUGAGGAUUGUUGAAUAUGACUACAAGCCUGAAUUUGCGUCUGCGAUGGGGAUAAACACUGCCCAUCAGACAGGAAUGAUCGCCCAGGAGGUGCAAGAGAUCCUGCCCAGAGCUGUGAGGGAGGUCGGCGAUGUCACCUGUGAAAACGGAGAGACGUUGGAGAACUUCCUCAUGGUGGAUAAGAUUCGUUCCUGUUCCCGUGUUAAGGAGUCUGCCAUUUCCUCACUAGCCGAUGCUUCGGUUAUGAUUGGAGGGGUUCUCUCAGAUCACGUCUGCUAA